AGCAGAGACUGUGAGAGCAAAGGGAAGGGAACCCAUAUGGCUCUGCCUUCCUUUGUUUUACAAAGCUCCUUUUCUUGGGGCAGAGACCCAAAGGACCCACCACACCAUACGGCUGCGUCUCCUUCCCCAGGCAACGCGUGCUUCUGUGUCGGCUGCUUCGUUUCUUCUUGUUCUGAACCAGAGAGAGAAAGAGAGAGCCGGCGUGUUAUCCACUCUGAGAGUCCGGGACUCCGGGGGAACCCAAGAUACCCAACAUCCAUGUGAACCCUUCUUGAUAACUACGAGUAGACAUGGAUUUCAUCUUUCAUUUGUUCUCUCUCUCUCUCUCUCUCUCUCUCUCUCUGUCUCUGUAGUUUCUUCUAUUUUAAAAAUAUUGGAUUCGUACCCUUUUAAUAAAUCUUUUAAAAUCUUAAACCCAAUCCAUCUUCACUCAGGACCAUCAAUUGAUCUUGUGGCUUCAGAUUGCCUUCCAGUCUGUCGGUACAGCUACAACAUGCAAGGACAAACCCAAUCAAUUCUUCUCAUCUCCCACUCUGUUCUUCAUUUUUUUUUAAUUUAGUUCAUAUGGACUUUUAACACGUAUAGACUGUAUAAUUGAUUAGUUGUAUUUGAAUUUCGUACAUUGGGAUUUUAGGCAAAAGAUGAUCUGGGAAGCACAUUUCAACUCAGAUUGGAAUAAUCCAUGUAAACUAUGGAUCGCACGUACUUCCAUAUCAGCCCUCCCUGGGUCAAUCUAAGCAGGCAACGUCGAUUAUGGCCAAUACCUGAUAGGCUGAUGUAGAAGUAAGGACGCCAGGAUGCCAGGACGGCAGCAUUUUGUAUGGAUUGGUUCCUUCUCUUUUGGAUCUUCGGUGGUGGGCACGAAAGGGUUUUGCUUUCACUUGCAGUGGUCAGCAGAUUUUUGGAUGAAAGACUAAAUUUAGAAUCCGUCAUCAAUGGUGAUGACUGAUGACUUUCCAUGACUACAGCUUUCUGGGAUUUAGGAUUUUAAUCAUUUCUGUGUAGCUGAUUUGAGGAACUGGAAGAAUCAGAAACAGCGGAAAUGUGGAAUGGAGUCCAUGAUGAAGGUGGACACAGGUGUUGGAGGGAUAUAAGGCUGACAACUGACGUCCAUGAUAGAAGCUUAUAUGUGGCCCAAUUCAACUGCACUCCUGUUAGAUGGGACGGUCAGGAUUGCCCACAAUUGAUGGAAUAAACAUCUAUCUGGGAAAGAACCCAGACCCCAAAGCCCAAUCUGUCUCAAUUCUAAAAGAAGAUCAUUUGUUCAUCUCUCUCUCUCUCUCUCUCUCUCUCUCUCUCUCUCUCUGUGCUAAUGUAUGUGUCAAGUGGGUAAUGCUUAAUAUAUUAGAAGGACAACUGUUAAUAGUGAUAUAUAACUCUUUGGGAGCAUGUGAUGCAUCUAAGCAGGGUAAGCUGUCCCUUUGAUGAUUGUCUGGAGCAGUGUAAGGCCCUGUGAUUCUGAACAAUAUCUUAUGUAUAAGGAGUUAUUAUUGUAUUGAAUUUAAUAUUGCUCUUCUGCUGGACCUGUCCGAAGCAUCUCUAUCACAUAUCUUGUAUCUCAUUGGUAGAAGCACUGGGAUUUGUUUGGCAUGCCUCAUACCAAAAAUACAAUAAUAGUUUAGUCUCUCUCUCUAUGAAAGAGAGAAUCUUAAAUUCUUCUUCAGAUUUUAAUUAUAUUUUAAUGUUUGCAGUAUAUACUUAAUUGGGAAUGUGAUCUGUGAGUCCUGAAGAGGAGGAAGUGUUCUAUCAAAGGAAAGGCAGUGGCCUGAAGUUGGUGUAAGCAAUCAAGAGGAAUUGUUUGUAUUGCUUUCCCUCGAAACAGUUAGAAACACUUCUUGUUCUUCUUCCUCAUCAUGGUAACAAAGUUGUUGAUCUUCUCAGCUCAUGAGACUCCAAAGGUAUAGAAGCAAAAGGAGAUAUAUGAUCACAUCAGACAAACAUUUAACAUGCAUAUCGGAAUUAUAACACACAGGACAUAAACAGGGUCGAAGUUAUUCUGGUUCUUCUUGUGAAAAGCACCACCAGAAAAGAAGGAAAAUUUAUUGCAUUCUGAUGGAUAGGAUUGUGAAACCAAUUGAUAAAGAAUCCAUGAGGAUGGCCAUGCUGAAGCAUGAAGAAACAUUCAAAGAGCAGGUAUAUGAACUUCAUCGUUUGUAUGAAAUUCAGAAGAUGUUGAUGAACAACAUGAAGAGCAAUGGGCCCUAUGGAUAUAGCGCAAAUAGAUGGAAUAUGGAAAAGGAGAUUAGUUUGAGUCAAGUGAGUAGUAGCUACAAAGAAAGACGCGAGCCACAGAAGCCGAAGAAACUUGACCUGGAACAACCUGCUGAAGAAUAUACUGCAGUGGAAGGUGGAGUCGGAGUGUUAGAGAUCGAGGAUGAGAGCAAUAUUCAGCUGACGUUAGGCCCCUCGAGUUACAGCCGAAGGAAGAAAGAUGAGAGAGCCCUAACUUCAGAUUCUGGACCAAGUUUUUCUUCUUCUUCUACUGAAUCCAGUCAUAUGAAAAGGACAAGUACAGGGGCAUAUAAGAGGAUGGAUACAAGGGAAGAGUUAACAGGCCAUGAAUGGGGACUCAUCCAAGUGCCUGACAUGCACCCAAGUUUUCCAAGUGGAAGAAAGAACAUUUACAAUGUUGAAGAACAAUUGAGACAGGAGAAACUAAAUCGGCCCCCUUGGCUUUUCCAUGUUUUCAGUAUGAACAUGACUUGAGACUUUGUUGGUGUCCAUAGGUUUGACUUGUUCUGAUUGACUAUUGUGAUUGCUGUUUGCAUGAAAAUUUCUGUUUAGUUUUCAGUGUAGUGGUUGAUGGAGUCUUUAAACAGGGCUAGCAUUUUAGUGAGC
This is a messenger RNA of Macadamia integrifolia, 2838 nucleotides long. RefSeq lists its product as uncharacterized. The coding region runs from base 2053 to 2706 and encodes 217 amino acids. NCBI's taxonomy places the organism in Eukaryota, Viridiplantae, Streptophyta, Magnoliopsida, Proteales, Proteaceae. The record is from RefSeq and is a predicted model, not a curated record. The transcript has 4 exons.